This is a messenger RNA of Penicillium manginii, 513 nucleotides long. RefSeq names its product EXPERA domain-containing protein. The transcript has 3 exons. The coding region runs from base 1 to 513 and encodes 170 amino acids. Gene Ontology annotation, cellular component: endoplasmic reticulum. Lineage: Eukaryota; Fungi; Ascomycota; Eurotiomycetes; Eurotiales; Aspergillaceae. The record is from RefSeq and is a predicted model, not a curated record.
AUGCUCCGCAAAACAGACAUAGCAUACCUCCUCUUCUUCACAACCCACAUCCCGAUAAUCUAUCUAAUCGACACAGCCCCCCUCCAACCCUCCUGGGCCAUCUCACCCCUCUCAACCACCCUCCGCGAAUUCUACGUCAACACCUACCGCGACAAAUUCUUCGACUCCCCCGCCCCACCAUGGUUCACCACAUUUAUCUGGAUGGAGGUGCUUUACCACGUGCCGGCUAGUUUAUGGGCGGUGUGGGGGUUGCUAAAGGAACACCCCCUCAUCCCGGUGCACCUGCUCGUCUUCGGCAUCCAGGCCUUCAUCACGUCGCUGACUUGUUUGGUUGAGGUUUGGGCGUGGGAGGAUCGGAGUGUGGCGGAGAAGCAGAAUAUCACGGCGCUUUAUGGGCCGUAUGUUGCAUUGGGCGCGUAUAUGGCUAUUGAUUCCAUUCUGAGGUUGCGGGCGAAACUCAUGCCUGCGAACCAGGCCCAGACCCAGACCCGGACCCAGGUUAAGCAGGAGUGA